AAAUCAAAACUCAGCCAUUAUUUUACCAGAUGAAUUUCUUAAGGAAAAGAAGGGGCGAUUAUAACUCUGAUAGCGACAAUGAUGAUAUCAAUGCCAACAAGUCCAAGAUCCAUAAAUCUAGGAAACCGCCAAAUACUGCUUUCCGCCAGCAAAGAUUGAAGGCCUGGCAACCUAUAAUGACGCCAAAAUCUGUGAUACCCUUUUUGUUUGUGCUAGCAUGUAUUUUUGGUCCAUUGGGAAUUGGAAUCAUAUAUACCGUUGCAAACAUUGAGUAUUUGUCUAUUGACUAUACCCAUUGUGCCUCGAAAGCCAGUAGUUCGUUCAAAGCAGUUCCUUCUAGUUACGUGGGACAUCAUUUUCGCUCCAAAAACACGAGUCCGGAGUUCAAGUGGAGAACUGACUCAGCAAAAGAUAGCUUUGGAGAUGAGAUCAGUACGUGCUAUAUUCAGUUUAAUCUUCCCAAGGAUUUGAAGCCUCCAAUUUAUGCAUAUUACCACUUGACCAAUUUUCACCAGAACCACCGGAAGUAUGUCGAGAGUUAUGAUUUGGAGCAGUUAAAAGGAAUAGCCGUGUCAGCACAUGAUGUGGAUGAUAACUGUUCUCCUUUGGACUUUGAAGGGUCCGGAGACGACAAGAAAAUCAUCUAUCCAUGUGGGUUGAUUCCAAAUUCGUACUUCAAUGAUUCGAUUUCAAACUUGACCUUGUUGAAUACCAAAUCCACCCAAGACAACGAAACAUACGUGUUGUCUCAAACCGGAAUCUCCUGGUCUUCUGAUGUUAAGCAUAAGUAUAAGAAAACUAAGUACGAUCCAAGUGAUAUUGUUCCUCCGCCAAACUGGUACAAAAUGUAUCCGAAAGGGUACACCAAAUCCAACAUCCCUGACCUUCAGCUGUGGGAGCUCUUACAGAACUGGAUGAGAACAGCAGGAUUGUCUUCUUUUUACAAGCUUUAUGGAGUCAACAAAACUGAGACAUUAUCAUCAGGAACUUACGAGACCCAAAUUGUUCUCAACUAUCCGGUAUCGAUUUUCCACGGAACCAAGUCGUUGGUGAUAACUACGAAUUCGAUCUUUGGAGGCCGCAAUUAUGCUUUGGGAGUGGUUUACUUGGUGGUGGCAGUCUUGUCUCUCGCGUUGGCAAUUGCAUUUCUUAUCCAAACAAUUAUAAAGCCCAGAAAAGUAGGGGAACAUGACUUCCUCCAAGGCUCCACGAGGGAGCCCACCAACUUCAGAGAACAGUUGUAACGAAUAUGUAUACUGCUUUCUAUUGUAUAAUUACAUCUCAAAAUCUAUAUUUGCAAAAGUAACACAAAAA
Messenger RNA from Yamadazyma tenuis ATCC 10573, 1314 nucleotides. The record is from RefSeq and is a predicted model, not a curated record. Lineage: Eukaryota; Fungi; Ascomycota; Pichiomycetes; Serinales; Debaryomycetaceae.